AUGAAUUACAAUUUUCGCUCCGAAUCGUUGGAUACUAACCAUGCCCAUCAUCUCCAUCAAGAUGGAACUGACGAUGAAAAUAGUAUAAGAGACUGUAACUCUCGUCGAUCUAUCCACGGAUCUAAGAGUUCCCUUGAAAGUUUAAAUCAGAAAUAUAGGAAUGAAGAUUACAAUUUUAAUGAAAAUGAAAUCAAUUGUAACCUGGAAAUAGAUGAAGAACAAGAUAAAAACCCAAAAAAUGAUGUUUGUAAUGAUCGAGAAAAGGAUUCCUACAAAGCCUUGAUUAGGGACCAGAAGCAUUAUGAAUCCUUAGUAAAUAAUCGUAUAAUUAGCGAGCGCAAUGAGGGUCUUAAAAACUAUGCGGACACGUUUCCAACAGACCCUAUUAUUCAAAGACAAUGGGUUAAAAAGAUAUUUGAUGCUAUACUCAAUCUCGACGGUAUAAUUGACAAGGAGACGAAAUACCAAAACAGUUUAUCCCAAGCAGCUCGGAGGGUACGAGAUGGGUAUUAUCCAAUAAUUGAAAUAGAAAAAACCGCUUGGAAACUAAUGUUGAAUGCUCGCGACUCACAGCUUGGUGUACGGUUAAUCGAGAAAUAUCAUGGUAUUAAGACAGAGGAGCCACUCCUUAACGGUGUUGGUAUUUUUGAAACAUGGGCCGAUCGUAUGCAAGCAAUUAUAAAUACCUUGCGUGUUUCGAAGGCAGCAUGUAAACAACUAAUGGACCCUCAUUAUAUUGAUCGGAUUGUUGAGUGUCCUAAUUCCGAACGGCAGAUGAAAAAAAAUAACAAGCGCAUAAAUACAGAACGAGAUAUCCAAAAUCAACUUGGAAGAAAGUUACUUGAUCUUAAAUAUAUACCGGCAAUAGAUAUCGAAAAAGAAGCUAAAAAGCUGCAAAUAAUUAAGGAAGCGCAUCGCUCAAUCACACCUAUAAAAGCACCCCGAGUUGUGGAGCCUCGUCAAAUUGAAUACUUUCCUACAACUCCAACUACAAAGCCUUCAGACAUAUCUAAUAAUGUCCCCAUAUUGGCUAUUAGUCAGAGAAAAAGUCAGAUAUCUAGGACCAAAAAUAAUCCACACAAUAACUUGCCCAAUAUUGAAAGAGAGGUGCAAAAUUCUAAGUUUGCUCGUAGUGACAAGAAAAAACAACUAGAUGAAUUUAUUAAUAUUCAACCUCCCACAAAGCGUCCAAGGCAAAAUAGAAUUUGUACAAACUCUAAGAUAUUCAAUAGAACCCUUGAAGAAGACUCAAAUGUUGAUAAUGAAUUUCCGUCCUAUACCGGAAUGUAUGUUCCUAGCUUAAAUACCGAGCUAGUCUCAACAAAUAAUAAUUCCUUUAUGGACGAGCCCUCUGGAUUUAAUCAGCUAAACCAAAAUAGCAACAGAUUCGAAAUGGGUCACGUUGUAACUACUUUUGAGCUCGGGCCCGAAAUUGAAUUAUUCUCGGAUAACCAAGUCAUGGCAUCUUGUUUCCAGCAAGACCCUCUCAAUGAAUGUUCUCAUCAGUCACCACACCAGGCGAGUAUAUUUGAACCAAAAUUUGUCAAGCUCUACUCUGAAAUAAUCUGCAAUCUACUGGCAAUUAAUAUUGAAAACGCAUCUAAUUGCACACUCGAGGAUCUCAGAUUAUAUGCACAUGCUUACAAUUCAAAAUUUAUCGCGUGUCGUUGGUCUCAUCCUAACUUAGGUGCAAAUAUAGCAAAAGGCUGCUAUAUUUACGACCAGUGCAAUAGACAGAGAUAUCACUUUAUCCAUUUCUUUCCCAGUCUAACAGGUAUAGCUCUAGCACGUGGAGAUAUAGAUUGCAAUUUUAAUGCUGUUGCUGGAGCUAAUUACUCUCACCUCUUCAAUACUCGUGGUGAUAAACUGAUAGAUGAGGCUCUAGGCCUGAUUCAAAACCCUUGUGGCUUUUCGCCUAUAUUUUCUACAUCUAUCAAGAAGAUGAGUUAG
This is a messenger RNA of Blumeria graminis f. sp. triticale, 1950 nucleotides long. The record is from the annotation of a GenBank genome assembly. NCBI's taxonomy places the organism in Eukaryota, Fungi, Ascomycota, Leotiomycetes, Helotiales, Erysiphaceae.